GGUGUUUAGAGCUCUAUAUAACAUUGUACACAGGAGGAGGAGGAGGAGGCCAUAGAGCAGGGCUGGGGGCCGCAGGUUGGACAGCCCUGAUAGAGAGCAUCUACAAACAGGGUGAGAGAAGCUGCUGCUGGUUUAUAAUGUAUAAUAAUGUAUAAUAAUGUAUAAUAAUGUGUUAUAUUGGUGGGGUUAAAGCAGGGCUGGUGUAGAAGAUGUUCAUUGCAUUAUUAGCCCCCUUAGGAGAACCAGAUGGCUGUAAUAAUGGGAAUAAUGGAACAUCUGCUAUUAUUUUAAUUCACAGGCUUUACCAGCAAAACAAGUAAGUAGGUAAAAACCCCGAACCUGCAAUGCGAGAGAGAGAAUAUAUAUAUAUACUAUACAGAUGCAGGCAUUGUAUGAUUAUAUCACAUUGUACAGCACUACGGAAUCUGAUGGCGCUAUAUAAAUAAUAAAAUAGUAAUAUCCUGGAGGGGGACUCACAGCCUUCACCUCCGCCUGGUCCUCUCUCUCCCUCGACCCCCAGUCUGUCAGAGUGUUGGGGGGGGGGGGUUACCACAGCAGCACUCCAAUACUGCACAAUCAUGUAAUGAAAGACAAGCCUGUACGUAGUAGAGGCUCAAGCUGGAGACAAUAAAGUACCACUGGGGAAUUUAGUGUCCACCCCGUUCCUAGUCACAGGAUAGACGCACGGAGGGAAAACCAAAAUUAAAUAAUAAUAAAAUAAACUGCCCCGCUUUGACCCCGCCACAGAACACAGCCCCUAUCCUGUGCCACUAUAUAUACACACACACUGCAUCCCUUGUGCGCACACACACACUGUAUCCACUAUGUGCUCACACUGUAUCCACUACCCAAACACAACUGCAUCCCCAUGAGAGGCAGGCAAAGACCAUGAACUGUGUAAGGGGUCCCAAAACUUCAGAUGGCAGUCCUGUUGUAAAUACUUUCUUAAUAGAAGCCUGAGGAUUACAUCAUCUAAGGCAUCAUGGGAUGCCUCUGUUGGCCAUAAUGUAGACAUGCCACAGAGGUAAAUAAGAUUUGUACUUAUCUUCACUACGUCAUUCACACCAAUAAUGUGAAGAAAGAAGGUGCUAUCGAUUGUUGGGAAGCGACAGUUCUGCUCUAAAGGAACGUAAUGAGCAUCAUAGCAGCUUGAUAUUAAUGCAUGUCCUGGGCGCGCUCUUAUGUUACGGGUUAAACUGUUUAUAAAUAGUGAUGUCGCGAACCGUUCGCGAACUUGCCGUGAACCUUUCGUGGCGAACUCCGGUCAGCUGACACAUCCCUGCCAAUCUCCGGCAGACCCUCCCUCCCAGACCCUCCCACCUCCUGGACAGCAUCCAUGUUGAAGCUGCCUUCAACAUGGAUGCUGUCUAGGAAGUAGGAGGGUCUGCCGGAGAUUGGCAGGGAUGUGUCAGCUGACCGGAGUUCGUGGCGAACAGUUCGCGGCAAGUUCGCGAACGGUUCGCGACAUCACUAUUUAUAAACAGUUUAAGCCUACAGUGCUUCCAAGGCACCCAUCCAGCUGUUUCAAUGUGAAUACCGUUCUCUUGGAGCCAGUGAUAGUCUGAGAGCAUUUCUCGGGGAGACAGUGAUUUCCUGAGAGCCUUAUUCUAGGAGCCACUGAUAGGGUAAGAGUGUCAGAUGAUGUUCUCAGCCUAUCACUGACUCCCAUUGAGAAAAAAAUGAAUGUUCUCAUUAACUAAACCCUGCACACACAAAUACAUUUAAGAACACACAUACUGUACUUAAAUAAAGUUUAUAUUUUUCUAAAAGCAGGAAUCAAUAUUGUGCUAUGGCAUAAUGGACAAGGUCAGAAAUCAGACUGAGAAGAUCCUGGAGCUCACCCUGGACAUCAUCUACCUCCUAACUGGAGAGGUGAGGAGGAUUCUGGGAAAGUUACGUUGACAUCACUAUUACUUUGGCCACUACCAUAUUACACUUCCACUUAUUAACAUGAAAUAUAGUAUCAUAACACUAACAUGGUCUGUUUAAAAGCAAACAAAUUUUAGUUAGUACAGGUGGUCCUCACUUUGCGACCUACCUACUUUAUGACAGCUCAUACUUACGAACAGCUCUCUAGCUUGGGGUUUCAAGGGAUUCCCAUGUUAGAGAGCUAGUCUAUGUUCAAGGAAUUUUCCCCGAACAUAGAUUUUAGAGAUUCCCUCUGUGAAGAAAUCACUUUUUUAUGUUCACUAUUUCUUUCCUAUUCAUUCGGUAGAUGUAACUACCGAACAGAGACCACCCUCCUGGCUCGUUAAACUUCAAAGAAUGCCUCAAUUGAACCCUCUACCUGUGCGGCCGGCGCUCGUAAUACCGAACGUCACGUGGCUGAGAAAAUGGCGGCCAUCUUUUUUCAUGCGAACAAAGGCAGCGGGACUUGGUCGUCGAGUGUCUGGAACUAAAAUCGGACACUUGACUUCCUGAACACCGGUCUCAACAAGCGAACGCUGGAUCUUUAUUUCCCGAACAGCUAGAAGAGCGCUGUUCGGUACUUUUUGUGCAUUCGAAUGAGGGGAACAAUCGCUGCCAAUAGCCAGGGGAAACUGUUCGUGGGAUUAUUCGGUUUUUGCUACUUAACAAAAUAGACUGGCAAAACUACUCACACUCAUGGAACUGCUUUGGGCAGCCACCUCGCGGUUAGCUGCUCACAAAAGACUUCCAUAUUUUUUGAGAACCUCUGAACCGAUCCGGGUGAAAUUUGAAUAUGUUGGUCACCCAGAUCGGGGCUAUGUGGGGAUACCAUAUGCCUAAAGGGGUGUUCUGAAUAUUGGGGAAAAUUUAAAUUUUUCUGCCUGGAGAUAAUAAAGUUAGUACUUUAUCAGACUUGAUUAUCUCCAGGACUAGGGGAAGGAAUUGUAUGUUUGUGCUGGGAGUGUUUUACGUUUUUCCUGUAAAUGAUUGGUUGUACUGUGUCCCUCCCUGUGGGAUAUCCCCUUGCAUGGGGACUUUCAUAAAAGCUAGGGGGUGGUCAUUAAAAGCCAGUUCUGUUGUACCCUUCUUUUUGAGUUCGGCUGAUGUUUGGGGAUUCGUAUGCUUUAUUAAGGGAAUCAUCUUGUAAAGCUAUUGUGUUCGUAUGGAUUUUGUUUAUUUCAACUACCGAACGGAGAGCUAUAAUCACUGAUGCUCUGGCGGUUCAGGAGGAAACUACCGAAUGAGGAUUGGAUAUCCUAGGUUUCCUUACACCUUCCGCUAGUGAACUGGUCUAUGUUUGGGGGAAUUCCCCCGAACACAGACCUGCUCUCUAGCUCAUGCUCGCUAGCAUAUCCUUACUAACUGACCAAUUCCUUUUUCAUUUCUAGUCCGGGCUCUCUGCAUGUGACUUACACAACCUUCCUAAACAUUUCCUACAAAGCGUCCUCUAAUGAUUAUACUUCCUUUACUGCAAAUUAUAAGUAAUUAAGAAUUUCAUAUCUCCUUCUCAGUUAAUGGCUUGCUAGACCACGAAGAAGCCUUCUGUAUGUUCUUAAAAUUAUAUUUACAGAGCAGGAAAAAAAAAAACUUUUAAAGUAAGUUACAUCUUAAUGAAAGUGAAACCAUUUUUUUCAUGCAAGCUGUGUCUGUCACAGCCAGGGGAGCUAUGGCUGUGGCUGCAUAAACAGAAACAAAAGUGAUUUAACUUAUAAAUUGCAGUGAAUUGAACAGUGGAACUUCAGAGACAUAAGCUAUACACUAUAACUGCUUCAUUAAGCUAAAGUUGUUUCGGUGACUAUAGUGUCCUUUUAAGUAAGAAUACGAAUCCGUUUAUUAAUACACAAUAAUAUUUUUUUUUUAUAUAUCUUGGUAUUAUACUUGUAUAUGUGUAGAGAAAAUACAAAACACUUUGUGAUAUUAUAUGUCCAUUUACUACAAAAAGUUAUAGUAAAUAAAAGACUAUAACAAAUUAUAGCAGUAACAGUAUAAUACAAUACUGAAAUUAACAAACUAAAACACGUAACUUACAAACUUCCCCAGCUCUUGGCUGGAGCUAAGAAGAACAUUUUAUGCUGUAUUUAAGACAUAAAUAAUUCAUGAAAAUCACUUCACACAUAAAGCUGAAGUGUCUAUAGUGUCUACAACAGUGGGACCUAGUUAGACUUAUCUCAUUUUGUACAUAAGUAUUAUAUGCUUUAUAGUGGCAUUUAGAAAUAGCCCAAGUUAAUCUUCUUCUUUUUAAUAUCCCUUAAAUUACAGGAUUACAGGGUUAGGAAGAAUCCUGAGGCAUGUGUCACACACAGCAGCAGUCCUCAUGUGUCAGAAAGUCCCUGCAGGACCCAGAUCCCUGGCAUGGUGUCUUUGCAUCACUCACCAAUACAUGAGAAAAGCAAUGAGAAGAUCCUGGAACUGACCAAUCAGAUCAUCCACCUGCUGACUGGAGAGGUGAGGCUGCUGGGAAUGGGGCAUUAUACAGUAAAACCAAGGGAUGUGUCUGGAUGGUGACUGUCUCAUUGUGUGUGUCAGGUUCCUAUAAGGUGUGAGGAUGUCACUGUCUAUUUCUCCAUGGAGGAGUGGGAGUAUUUAGAAAAACACAGGGCUCUCUACAAAGAAGUGAUUGUGGAAAAUCAACAGCCCCUCAUCUCAUUGGGUAAGCAGAGGUUAAAUUACUUUCAUAUUUGUGCUUAAAGCCUGUAUCGUGCACACAUCCUUGACUGCUCUCUCUUUCUCUCUGAUAGAAAACUGAGCCACACUCUUAUGUAGUCAGUAUAUAAAGUGACAACACACACAUUAUGGUUGCUGUAUGUUUAUAGAGUAGUUACACUCAUUCUGAUUGAUGAAUGUAACUGUUUCUGAGGGGUAAACAACUUAUUCCAUAAAAACCUGCUGGGCAGGAGUUUCUGGGGUAAGAUCAGGCCCAGAAAGAUCUGCCAUAAAGCUAUGUAUCUAUUUUUUAGGAACGGUCUUGCUCGCUUUAGUCGUCCUAUUACAAAUAUGAAAUCUGAAAAUUUUAAAGCUUCCUUCACUGUCUUUAUUAUUAUUAUUGGUUAUAUGGUGCUUUACAAUAUAAAACAUCAAAGAAAUGACUAACACAUUAACUUAAAGGGAAAUUAUAGUCACCAAAACAACUUUAGCUUAAUUAAGCUGUUUUGCUGUAUAGAUCAUGCCCUUGCAGUAUCACAGCUCAAUCCUCUGGCAUUUAGGAGUUAAAUUAUAUUGUUUAUGCAGCCCUGGUCACACCUCCCUGCAUGUGAUUUGCACAGCAUUCCUAAACACUUCAUGUAAAGUGGGAUCUAAUGGUUUACACUUCUUUUUGUGCACAGUCUGUUUAAUUUAGAAUGCAUCAUCUUCUGCAUUGUUAAUAGUUGCUGGACUUUGCAGGAGCCUCCUAAGUAUGUUGAAAGCUUAUUACACAAAACAGGAGUUAAAAACAUAUAAAUCCAGUUAACAUCUGAUUGAAAAAUGAAACCAUUUUUUUCAGGAGGUGUGGCUAGGGUUGCAUGGAAAGAAACAAAAAGUGAAUUAACUCUUAAAUGGCAGAGAAUUAAGCAGUGAGACUGUAGGGGGAGGAUCUGUACACCAAAACUGCUUCAUUAACCUAAAGAUGUUUUGGUGACUAUAGUGUCCUUCUAAUGAGAAAUAAAAGGUGAAGAUGGCUCUGGUAAAAAAAAAUUACAAAAAAAUGCUACAUUUGCAAACUCUGUAGAAUGAAAUUGUGCAUGUUUGUGUAAUUUUGUUCUCCUGUUUCUUCAUCAGACCUUGUAAUGAAAAAUAAAAUUGCCCAUGAUUAUUGGGAGGAGAAAUACCCAACAAUAAAGAAACCAAGGGAGAGACAGGGUCCACCCGUUAGAAAGGAAUCCGCCAUUCGUGAUGAAGUAAGAUUCAUAGAUACUGACAUUUCUACAGCAACUAAACCCACUCAGGCAGAAUGUACACCUACUCAUUUUCAUGAAGGAGCUGCUUCUUCCGGAGUAGAAGACCUCACAGACCAUGGCAUUUAUUCAUCAACUGAGCAUAUGAAGGUAUUAUAUACAUCUGCUAAUAUUAAGGAAGAAGAAGCAUUUCUAGACAAGGACAUUUAUUCACAGACAGGCUAUACAUGUAAUCUAAUUAAGAACAAAUCAGCCUUGUAUGUAGAAGGAAAUUUCACUGACACUGACAUGUAUACACGGACAGAACAUACACAGACAGAAUAUACAUCCACUUGGAUUAAGGAUGAUUUAACCUUAUGUGAAGAAGAAAAUCUCACUGAACAUGACAUUUUUGAACCUACGGAACGUACAUCAACUGAAUAUAGACCUAUUUGUAUUAAGGAAGAGCAUGGUUUGAGGAAAGAAGGAAAUCUUAUGGACACUGACAUUUGUACACCCGCAAAGCACAAAGAUACACAAGAUGUGUGCUAUAAUGAAGAAUAUCUGGUGGUUAGAGUCGGUGAAAAAGACCAGAUCAGCGAGUGCAGCAACCAUCACCAAAGCGUGCACUCCACAGAUAAGAUAUUCAACUGCUCUGAUUGUGAAGAGUGUUUUUCUAGUACCUCGGAUCUUGUCAAACACCGAUUGCUUCACAAAAGGAAGAAACUAACUUGUGCAGAAUGUGGGAAACAAUUCCCUUGUAAAUCAAAACUUGUCAUUCAUUGUAUGACACAUACAGGCGAGAAACCAUUCUCUUGUUCUGUGUGUGGGAAAUGUUUUACAUCUAAAUCAAAUCUCAUGAUACAUCAGAGAGUUCACACAGGAGAGAAGCCAUAUUCAUGUUCUGAAUGUGGAAAAUGCUUUAGUCAAAGCUCCAGGCUUUAUACACACAUGAGGCUUCACACAGGAGAGAAACCAUAUUCAUGUUCUGAAUGUGGAAAAUGUUUUCGAAACCGUUCAAGUCUGUUUUCUCAUAGCAGUACUCAUGUAGGGGAUAAACCAUUUUCAUGUAUAGAGUGUGGAAAAUGUUUUGGUUUAAAAUCAAGUCUUGUAAAACAUUUAAGGAAUCACACAGGAGAAAAACCAUUUCCAUGUGAAGUGUGUGGGAGAUGUUUUACUUCUUUAUCACAUCUAAAGACCCAUCAUAUGGUUCAUACAGGCGAAAAACCAUUUUCGUGCAAUGAAUGUGGCAAAUGUUAUCGUGUAAAGUCAAGUCUUAUUAAACAUCUAAGGAUUCACACAGGAGACAAACCAUAUUCAUGCACUGAAUGUGGGAAAUGUUUCAUUACUCUGUCAGAUUUGAAGAUGCAUCAGAGUAGUCACACAGGGGAGAGGCCGUUUUCAGAGUGUGGAAAAUCAUUUAGUCAAAGCUACCUACUUUUAAACCAUCAGCAGAUUCAGUCUAAGGAAAAACUAUUUUCAUGUUCUGUAUGUGGGAAAUGCUUUUCUAGUAGCUCAAGUCUUUUGGAACAUGAAAGAACUCAUUCAGAAGCAAAUCAGUUUGUCUGUACUGGAUGUGGGAAAUCAUUUUCUUUAAAAUCAAGCCUUGUUAAACACCAGAGGAUUCACUCUGGAGACAAACCCUUUUCAUGUAUUGAAUGUGGGAAAUCUUUUCAUUUUAAAGCAAAUCUAGUUAUACAUCACAGAAUUCACACAGGAGAGAAGCCAUUCUCAUGCUUUGAAUGUGGGAAAUGUUUUACUGUUAAAUCAAGUCUUCUUAAACAUCAGUUAAAGCAUAACAAUUGUCAGUCAGCUGGCUUUGUGUAAUAAAGCUUUAUAUAAAUCUAAUUUUGCAUUCUCUUUAGUACUGUUCCAUAAAGUGCACAAAAACUCUUGAUACCUAAUGUUUGUUCAUCAUUGACCAUAUUUAUGACUUUCAAAUGCAUUUCUAGAAAGUUUUGAAAUAAAAUAGAGAUCAGUUCAGAUUCUACAAGCAAAUUUUAUUUUUGUAAAUGUAAG
Pelobates cultripes (western spadefoot toad) is the source of this 7778-nucleotide messenger RNA. Lineage: Eukaryota; Metazoa; Chordata; Amphibia; Anura; Pelobatidae. The record is from the annotation of a GenBank genome assembly.